Aureobasidium vineae is the source of this 528-nucleotide messenger RNA. NCBI's taxonomy places the organism in Eukaryota, Fungi, Ascomycota, Dothideomycetes, Dothideales, Saccotheciaceae. The record is from the annotation of a GenBank genome assembly.
AUGGGCGCUAUCACACCCAAGACCCCAACCACUGUCAGCGCACCUCAGCCGUCCGAGAGACCCAACGAGGAUCACAUGAUCGUCUCGAUCACUCGUCACAGGCGCUCAACCACCGAUGUCUGUUACACCUACCAACUUCCCCUUUCAGCCCUCGGCACUGUGCGUCGUUCUGACAAGACCCUUCUGGAGGACCUCAAGAAAGUGUUGCGCAACCGCCUCGAAGUCGACUGGGAGAGCUACUCUAUUGUUUGGCGCAUGUCGGAGACCAAACAUAUCGCAUUCGUCAGCUCGAUGAACUCAUUCGACGCCGCCGUCCUUGAUCACAAGAACGCAAACAAGAAGACUGUUCAGGUUUUCGUGGUCAGCAAUGGAAGUGAGUCAAUNGUGUUUGUCUUGCAUCAUUUCCCAGUAGCUGAUCUUUCUUCCAGACGUCCACUGUCUUCCCGAUUUGCUCAAUGUCUCAAAGUGAUCGAACGCGAGAAUGCAACCAUCAUGUCGAGCUACCAUAUCAGGAGGCGAAAAGGAUAA